ACGGUGUAUUAGCGUCGUGCUAUAUAAACGGACGGGCGCCCAUCGUUUCGGUGUAUUCUGCACGCUCGUCGUAUUCCGAUCGCACUCGUCAUUUUUUAUUAUUUUCAUCCUACUCUCUAUUUGUUCGGUUUCUCAAAAAAAAGGUAACCUAACGCGUUUAAUCGUUUUAUUGAUUACAGUUUGUAAUACUAUUUGAAUUGCACGGAUACCUACUGUUUUUAUACGCACAUUUUUUUUUGACAUCGUCGUUUUCCUCUUGUAUAUUUUAUAGAAAAUAAUACGGCAUCAUGUGCGACGAAGAAGUAGCAGCUUUGGUGGUGGACAACGGUUCCGGUAUGUGCAAGGCCGGUUUCGCGGGUGACGACGCGCCCAGAGCCGUUUUCCCGUCCAUAGUCGGACGUCCGCGGUACCAGGUAUGUACCGGCAUACGAUAUUAGAUUAGAAAAUACGAAAAAAAAAAAGGACCGGGAAUCUAUCGUGUAGAUAUAUAAUAUAAUAUUACGGUGCCUAUCCGUCGGCGUUUGAAAAAUCCAAUAGACUCACUAACCCGUCGUGUUACAACAUUGGAUAUAGCUAAUACUGUCUUCUUAGCGGCUUGGCGAACCUCCGGAGGUUCCCAUCGCUAUAAUGUAGUAUUGUUACAUAGUUUUCCCCGAUUAUUCCUUCCGUUACUCGACAAUAAAAAAAGAAAUACAGCACGUAUGCUGACCGAGAGAAAACGUCGAUAUUGCACUCGAGAUGUCACGUGCCUUUUUUUUUUUUUUUUAUUGUACCUUUAGGGCAUCAUGGUAGGCAUGGGCCAAAAGGACAGCUACGUCGGUGACGAGGCGCAAUCCAAAAGGGGUGUUCUGACCGUCAAGUACCCGAUCGAACAUGGAAUCGUCACCAAUUGGGACGAUAUGGAAAAAGUUUGGCACCACACGUUCUACAACGAACUACGAGUUGCCCCUGAAGAACACCCCGUGCUGCUGACCGAAGCCCCGUUGAACCCAAAAGCCAACCGCGAGAAAAUGACCCAGGUGAGCGGUGCGCUGUACCGACAUAUUUCACCGUUACGUGUGAUUUAUUUUAUACGUUAGUUUUACAAAUCUGAAUGAUAUUUUUUUGUUUUUUUUUUUUGACGGUGAUCACUUUUUCGAUUAGUAAAAUUACUUCGAUUGAUACCAUAUAAGUUGCGAAUUUUCCGCCCCGCGACCCUUUAUUUUCUAUUGAGUCUCAAUAAAAAACAGUUUAUCAUAAAAAUGUUCAUGAAAAAACUCGAUGACGAUAUUACAGAUACACCGUAGUUUUAGACAAAAUCAAUAUGUAAGUGGGAAACUGAGAACACUGUUGUAGGUGAGAAGAGAGGAAAUUUAAUAUAUGCAACGAUUAACAAUUGUUAAACAAAAAAACGACUCUAAACAAAGUACAUUUGAUAGUGUUGCAGCUUUGUCAAUAUAUAAUGUCAUAUUAUGGUAAAAUAAUUAUUUAUAAAUUGUAUAUUUUCUUUAAUAAUAUUUGUUUAAUAUUGUACCUAUUUUCCCAUUUUUCUUAAGUUUUUUCCCGGUUUUUCCCAUUUGUUGGGAAAACUUUUGGAAAAAUAAAAAAAUGACCUCCUUAAAGUACCACCCCAAUCAGAUUUUCUUUCAUAAAAAUUUCUAUCAUUGUAUAUCCGAACAAAAUUACUAGUAAAAAAGUUGUUCACAGAUAAUAAAAAAACAUUGUAAAACCAACACAUUUCUCGCUCCACUCAGAAUCUAAAAUUAUUUAUUGAUAUUUUAGGGUGAAACAGUUAAAGACAAUGUGUUAAAAUACAGCUAACUCACAAUAUAUAGUACACAAUAAUCACAGAUUAAUAUUUAGAUUUCGAAUACAUUUGAGAAUGCUUAAAGAUGUGCUUAAAAAAGUUCUCGAAACUUGGAUGUACGGUUGAAUUUGUAAUUUGAACAAUCGCUUAUGAUUUACAGUCAUUGACAGAAUGAAUACACGGGCUAUAAUUAAUUAUACUCUAAAACUGGAGUUAAAAACCAUUAGAGCAACAAAUAUCCGAUUGUCCAAUCCGAAGUCCAUUAAUCCUUAACAUGACAAGUAGAACUCUGAGAUUUAGUACCUCAUUACCGACUUUAUUGUAAUAGUUUUGCGGAUCCAACUGUUAUACUAUAUUUAACCAUUUAGGAUGUGUUAAAGUUAAAAAGGUCAUAAAUGCUGUGAUGGCUUUGCUUUCAUUUUAUUGUAUUAAAUAUUAUCUUAUACCGCAAGUUUUUUUUUUCAGAUUAUGUUCGAAACUUUCAAUACGCCAGCAAUGUACGUGGCCAUCCAAGCCGUACUGUCGCUGUACGCUUCCGGUAGAACCACCGGUAUUGUGUUGGAUUCAGGUGACGGCGUGUCACACACAGUACCCAUCUACGAGGGUUACGCCCUGCCACACGCCAUACUCCGUCUGGAUUUGGCCGGUCGCGACCUCACAGACUACCUGAUGAAGAUCCUGACCGAGAGAGGAUAUAGCUUCACCACAACCGCGGAACGGGAAAUCGUGCGUGACAUCAAGGAGAAGCUCUGUUACGUGGCCCUCGAUUUUGAACAGGAAAUGCAAACGGCCGCGUCAUCCAGUGCACUGGAAAAAUCGUACGAACUUCCCGACGGACAGGUAUGUUAUCAAUUAUAUUAUAAACCACACGAAUAAAUAGAGGUAUUUUAUUUUUCAAUUAAAAAACAAAACCGUGGUCGUAUUAAAACCUAACCUGACCUGACCUUUGCUGUGCAGGUGAUCACCAUCGGCAACGAACGGUUCCGAUGCCCGGAAUCGCUGUUCCAACCGUCGUUCUUGGGCAUGGAAUCAGCCGGAAUCCACGAAACCACGUACAACUCGAUCAUGAAGUGCGACGUGGACAUCAGGAAGGACCUGUACGCUAACACGGUAUUAUCCGGAGGCACCACCAUGUACCCGGGCAUCGCCGACCGGAUGCAAAAAGAAAUCACAUCACUGGCGCCGUCCACGAUGAAAAUCAAAACGAUCGCCCCACCCGAACGCAAAUAUUCCGUGUGGAUCGGUGGAUCCAUUUUGGCAUCCCUGUCCACGUUCCAACAGAUGUGGAUUUCUAAGACCGAAUAUGACGAGAGCGGUCCGUCCAUCGUACACAGAAAAUGUUUUUAAAUUUAAAAAAAACGCACACGCGCGAACAGAUAAACACGCACAUAUAAAUACAUUGUAUGUGUAUAUUAUGUAUUAUAUAUUCAUAAUAUAUACUUAUACCGUACCUACAUAUUUAUUUAAUUUAUUAAGUUAUUUGAAAGUAUAAACGGAUGAUUUAAAAAAGAAAACAAACCAUUACUUUAUAUGACAACUUUGGUUGGUUGCCUACUGAUAUAUUUAUUAUUAUUAUUAUCUUCUAUAAAAGCGAUUAUUAUAUAAUAUACCAUAAUAAUUAUACGGUAAAUGAUACCGAAAUAAACAUCUCAGGGAAAUUACGGUGUAUUUAUUUUUGUGCAU
This is a messenger RNA of Cinara cedri, 3469 nucleotides long. The record is from the annotation of a GenBank genome assembly. NCBI's taxonomy places the organism in Eukaryota, Metazoa, Arthropoda, Insecta, Hemiptera, Aphididae.